UAACGGUUACCCGGUGAACGAAGUUCACUUUUUUUGACCCGCAAACUUUCCUAAAACUGUCAAGUUCAACUUUCACUUCCUGAGGCAACGCUGGCCGAACUUCACCAACAUGGUGCUGAAGUCGGAAGAAGGAGUUGUACCCGAUGACCUGAGUCCAGGGGAGCGUCAGGAGCUGGAGAGCAUCCGCCGCAGAAAACAGGAGCUGCUGCAGGACAUCCAAAGGCUGAAGGAUGAGAUCACAGAAGUGACCAAUGAGAUCGAAAACCUGGGCCUGACUGAAGAGAGGAAAAGCAUGCAGAGAAAUAAACAGAUGGCCAUCGGCCGAAAGAAGUUCAACAUGGACCCCACAAAGGGGAUUCGCUUCCUGAUCGACAGCUUGCUGCUGAAACACACGAGCGAAGACAUCGCACAAUUCCUCUACAAGGGGGAGGGGCUUAAUAAGACCGCCAUCGGAGACUAUCUGGGCGAGAGGGAUGAGUUGAACAUCAAAGUUCUGCACGCCUUCCUGGAGUUGCACGAGUUCACAGACCUGAACCUGGUCCAGGCUCUCAGGCAGUUCCUGUGGAGCUUCAGGCUGCCGGGCGAGGCUCAGAAGAUCGACCGCAUGAUGGAGGCGUUCGCCCAGCGGUACUGUCACUGCAACGUCGGAGUGUUUCAGAGCACCGAUACGUGUUACGUGUUGUCGUUCGCCGUGAUCAUGUUGAACACGAGUCUACACAACCCCAACGUGAAGGACAAACCGUCCGUGCAGAGGUUCACCGCCAUGAACAGAGGCAUCAACGACGGAGGAGACCUGCCCGAGGAUCUGCUCAGAAAUCUGUAUGACAGCAUCAAGAACGAGCCCUUUAAGAUCCCCGAGGACGAUGGGAACGACCUCACACACACCUUCUUCAACCCCGACAGAGAAGGCUGGCUGCUGAAGCUCGGAGGUGGACGGGUGAAGACCUGGAAGAGACGCUGGUUUAUCCUCACAGAUAACUGCCUCUACUACUUCGAAUACACCACAGAUAAAGAACCCAGAGGGAUCAUUCCACUGGAAAACCUGAGCAUAAGAGAAGUGGAAGACUCAAAGAAACCGAACUGCUUCGAGCUCUUCAUCGCCAACAACAAGGAUCAGGUGAUCAAGGCCUGUAAGACGGAGGCCGACGGCCGGGUCGUGGAGGGAAACCACACGGUUUACAGGAUCUCUGCUCCGACCGCAGAGGAGAAGAACGAAUGGAUCAAAAGCAUCAAAGCCGCCAUCAGCAAAGACCCGUUUUAUGAGAUGCUGGCAGCUCGGAAGAAGAAGAUCUCCACCCUGAAGGGGCUGUAGAACCAGCUGCAGGGACACUUGGACCCAGUUCAGACGCCUCUUUUGUUCCCGUCUGAACACUCGCCCUCAGCAGCGACGCUCCUCUUCUUCACACGUUUGACGUCAGAUAUUUGCCGAAGAAGCCAAACUUUGAUGUACUGUGGACCUUUAAACCCUCAGGUUUGUAGAAUCUGCUGUAAUCGCUGCUGAAAUGAGUCAUAUUGACCCGAGAGCCUUUUCACUCAGCCGCUGCUCCGGUUUGAGCACGUCCUGAAGAGAAGAGAGCAAACUGCACACAAGGUGGAGAGAUGAAGAGUGGCGCCGAGCUUGGAGCAGAACGCAAGAUAAAAGCAAGGACUUCCUAAACCUUCAUAAAUAUUUAUAAAACGGAG
Nematolebias whitei (Rio pearlfish) is the source of this 1683-nucleotide messenger RNA. Its product is annotated as cytohesin-1. Gene Ontology annotation, molecular function: guanyl-nucleotide exchange factor activity. Gene Ontology annotation, biological process: regulation of ARF protein signal transduction. Lineage: Eukaryota; Metazoa; Chordata; Actinopteri; Cyprinodontiformes; Rivulidae. The record is from RefSeq and is a predicted model, not a curated record. The transcript is spliced from 12 exons. The coding region runs from base 110 to 1312 and encodes 400 amino acids.